AUGUCUACCAACACCACAAUACCGCUGACGCCCCUGUCGUCUACUUCCCUCUCGUUUGUGGGAACUUCCUCGAAAACCACUAUGCUCAUCAUAAUCUCUACAUAUCUCCUCAUAGUCCACUUCCUUCGCCUAUCGAGAAAAUACUACAUGAUUAAAAAAUUCGGAUAUAAAACCCGAGAAUCAUUGAAAAACAUGACAAAUACGGAUGCGCAAGCAAUCAUCGGUCACAUAGGUGAAUUAGAAUUCCCCCGUUUCUACGUAACCAGUCUUCAAUUCGCUCUCUUUAAAACCUACGGCAUACCUACAAUAUCCAAACUUCUCGUCGACACAAAGCAAUUCAGUUCCAAGGAAACAGCGAGUAAACGCUAUGCGGAUACAACAGUUUUGAUUGCAGAAUUUUCUUCUCAUCAUCCUCUUCACCCUAGAGUUUUAAAAGCAAUUUCGAGAAUGAAUUAUUUGCAUUCAGGAUAUCAAAAAGCGGGGAAGAUUUCGAAUGAGGAUUUGCUUUAUACAUUGAGCGUUUUCAUUACGGAGCCGAUUAGUUGGAUUGGGGAUUGGGAGUGGAGAACACUGAAUGAGAUGGAGAUUUGUGCAAUUGCUACGUUCUGGAAAGGGAUCGGUGAUGCGAUGGGCAUUUCUUAUCAUGAUCUUCGUCGUUUCAAUGAAUGGAGUGAUGGGAUUGAAUUUUUCGAGGAUAUCAAGAAGUGGGCAGAAGAUUAUGAGAGAGAAUUCAUGGUUCCCAAUGUGUAUAACAAGAAAACGGCUGAUGAAUUGGUUCCACUUCUGUUGUUCCUUGUCCCAAAGGCACUACUACCCUUUGCGAGAGAUGCAGUUGGGGUUCUUAUGGGCCCUCUUCUUCGGUCCGCAAUGAUCUAUCCGGAACCUUCGCGCCUCAAUAAAUCACUCACUAUCUCUAUACUACGCAGUCGUCAAUUAUUUCUCCGCUACCUAUCACUCCCAAGACCAGAAUGGAUGAGAGUUAGACAAGUCUCGAAGUCGGAUGAUAAAGGGGUGGAUGGGAGGUAUCAUAGUACCGAUUAUCUCGUGCAUCCGUAUUAUCAACUCCCGGGUUUCUGGAAUCGUUGGGGUCCGAUGGCUUUGGUUACGAGACUUAUGGGUGGAUUUGUACCGGAUAAUAAGAGGAGCGAUUGGUUUACAGAGGGGUAUAGUUUUGAGGAGGUGGGGCCUGAUAGGAGAAGAGGACAGGGUAGGGAUGAGAUGAGGGACACGGAAGAGAAAUUGGAGAGGGAGAGAACUUCAGGGUGUCCUUUUGCUUUCGGAAAGUAA
This is a messenger RNA of Botrytis byssoidea, 1287 nucleotides long. RefSeq lists its product as uncharacterized. The transcript has a single exon. Gene Ontology annotation, molecular function: oxidoreductase activity. NCBI's taxonomy places the organism in Eukaryota, Fungi, Ascomycota, Leotiomycetes, Helotiales, Sclerotiniaceae. Bases 1 to 1287 code for a protein of 428 amino acids. The record is from RefSeq and is a predicted model, not a curated record.